AUGUCUUUGUAUUAUCAGAGGAAUCAGGGAAAUGACAGUUAUCCCAGUUUAUAUAGCAAUUUUACACCAAUCGGGGGCUCAGACUGGAGCUUUUCAACCUCCGUCGGUUGCUUAGAUCCGAAUACAACCAUCUUCAGAAAGUCCCAUGCAGAAGGAGGGAGAUUGAUUCCAAGGUGCACAGAUUAUGAUGUUUUCCUAGAAACUACAAUGAAAUUUAACAAUACCCAUGUGUUUGACUUUCCCGAUAAAUGUUUAUCACGAGUAAUUGAUAAAUUCUGUACAGACCAUUUGCUAGUACCAAAUAUAGUUCACUAUGUAUGGUUUGGAGGACGUGAAUUCGAUUUCAUAUAUUUUGUUAGUUUCUACAGUGUGUUCAAAUUCCAAAAACCUUGUUUUAUGUUUCUUUACUAUGAUGUUUUGCCAUUUGGUGUGUGGUGGGAUUUGUUACAAACAUUGGUCAACAACAUCGUGUUCGUCAAAUUAACGCCUCCAACUCAGAUUUCUGGAAAGAAGAUCAUAUAUGUUCAACACAAGUCUGAUAUUAUGAGGCUUAAAAUAUUAAAAGAGUAUGGAGGCAUAUACCUUGAUACAGAUCAAUAUAUUCUAAGAUCGGUUAAUGAGUUCCGAAAUAAAGAGUGUACAAUGGAUAGAGGUCCUGACGGAGGCGUGGCAAAUGCGGUCAUAUUUGCAGCUAAAAACGCCACAUUUAUAAACAUAUGGAUUGACAGUUACAGAGACUACUAUCCAAAUAAAUGGGGUAAAAACUCAGUAAAGAUGGCAAGGAAUCUUUCCUUAAAGUAUCCACAAUACAUUCACGUUUAUGAAGUUAACUGUAUUUUCUUUCCUGGGGAGUCAGUUUUGUAUAAUGGGAAUUAUAAAUGGUCUCAUAGUUUUGCAAUUCACUUUUUCAAUAAAGACUAUUAUUAUUUUUCAAAGAAACUGGGGAAAUUAAACCCAAAUACUAUAAAAAAUUUAAACAACACAAUCGGUGCGGUAUUUCGAUAUAUUUUGUAUGGAAAUAAAGAACUUUGUAAAUAG
Molecule: messenger RNA, 1038 nt
Organism: Saccostrea echinata
Lineage: Eukaryota; Metazoa; Mollusca; Bivalvia; Ostreida; Ostreidae
Exons: 3
Coding region: 1-1038 (345 amino acids)
Source: RefSeq, a predicted model, not a curated record